Molecule: messenger RNA, 1314 nt
Organism: Pelobates cultripes (western spadefoot toad)
Lineage: Eukaryota; Metazoa; Chordata; Amphibia; Anura; Pelobatidae
Source: the annotation of a GenBank genome assembly
CCCCCCCCCCUAUGGACCGGUGGGGGACAUCCCGGUCCCCAAAGCAUAUACAGACCAGCAUGGAACAAGACCACACCAACCACACCAAAUGGUGGGGCAACAGACCGAAGAGGUACAAACAAAAUGGCCGACCAACCUGCGUAGAGCAGGCGGAGCACCUGCACAAGGGCACAUAUGUCCCCUAUGACAAUAUUUGACCGGACCUGCGCUGGUCUCAGGGCAGCACUGCGAAACCGGGGAGCAACUCACCGCCAAGCUGACCGGAAGGUGGCCUCAUGGUUGCGGCCAACAGCGCGACGCAGGCACUACAUACCGGUACCCCAAGCAUCCAAGAUGGCCGUCAGGCAAAACCGAUACCGAAAGGCAUCGAGAAGGGACACACGCUCUCACCCGCCCACAAGCAAAGCCAAGAUCUCCAAUCCAACAACGACGCACACUACUAAAAUAUCUGACCUAAAUCCCGGUUACCAGCACAACACCAAGCGCCACCCCUCAACCAAUACUGCAACUCAAGGGAAGGGGAAACGGCACACCACAAAGAGACGGCCUGGAGCUCAACCCCGAAAUAGAGCCAACGGGCCCCGCGAAUGCUAUGACGUGGAGAAUAGCAACAGCCGGCUGAUCAUACCAGCGCUGGGCAUAGGAUGAAGUGCCUACCACACUGCCUCAAACGGGUGAAGGGAAUGUUGGGAGCACACGAUCCAGCUAAGCACCCGGACCCUGAAGCAUAACUCAAGCCACGAAUGGACUAAGCUCAUAAGAUCUCAUGGACUGGUGGUAAUAACACUAAAACCUUAGGGGGAAAAAAAAGUUCCUGAUAGUCCUAUGGACACUGAAAAUUGAUAAAUCAGUUAAUACCCAAGCUUAAAAAACGUAAGGAUGCUACUUUGAGUGCUAGGCUGAACAUAGCAAUGUGCCACAGGGCAAUCGUGUCUGGAAAGAAUAAAGAUAUUAGGGUAUAAUAUAGGCAAAUGAUAGCAAUGUUUUAUAUUAAGAUGCUUCAUCACAUAAAUACCCACAGCAUAAAGUUUAUAUGCACUACGUCAUAACUAGAUACUGCUCUGCUACAAAACAUGCUCACACUAUAUCGAUUCUAGCAUAAGCGAACAAGCACAGUUAAGCACCUAGCAUCUUUAUCUUACUCUUCCUUACUCUAUCUCAUUUAAACCUACAAUGAUGUAACAGUUUAGUUAAGCUUGCAAAACAUACAAAAAUGUGCAAAUUGUCAUGCCACUGUCUCUUUUAUGAAGCUUGAAAUACGCUGUUGUGGCGUCCGUUGAAAUCUUGUAACCAUCUGCACAACCCAAAAUAAAG